This is a messenger RNA of Panonychus citri (citrus red mite), 3374 nucleotides long. RefSeq lists its product as uncharacterized. The record is from RefSeq and is a predicted model, not a curated record. Gene Ontology annotation, molecular function: protein binding. Lineage: Eukaryota; Metazoa; Arthropoda; Arachnida; Trombidiformes; Tetranychidae. Bases 972 to 2567 code for a protein of 531 amino acids. Gene Ontology annotation, cellular component: cytoplasm. The transcript is spliced from 6 exons.
CGAAUUGGUUACCAGAUGAUCAUAAUAAGGUCCAAUGAUACCAAUCCACCAGGAGAGCGAACAUUGAAUGAUGAAAGUUUCAUGAGACAUUUUGAUUCUGUAAAACUGAUUCACCAUUGAAAAUAUUUCUCGAUUCAACUUUAUCGGCAGUUGAAUUUUCGUAAAUCUAAUCAACAAGAGAAAAAUUAAGUUAAAUGGCAUAACCUAAAACGAAUUUAAUAUCGCUAAGACUUUUUGGUUCGAUAUUUUCUUCCAUUUGCAAUAUUCACAAUUUCUCUGAAUCUUUCUAGAAAAAAGUUCUCACUGAAAUGGUUGAAUUGUGAAUCUCUUUUGGAAGCUCAUGUUAUAAAUGCACUGGAAUAAGAACCAAUGUACUGGCAUUCGCUUUCAUGUUGCUGGAGAUAAACAAUUUUCUUCUUUUUUGGUUCCUUUUUGGGUUCAAAUGGCGAAACAGUAAUUGAUUGGAAUAGCAAUGGAUUCGAAAAGAGAAUGAGAGAGCUCGAUAAAGAGCAGAACGAGGAUAAAGACUGCGCAUCGAAUUUUGUUAAAGUUCUUUUCUCAUAAAUCGAUAGAAGAGAAUCCAACUAAGGUUUACUUGGAAAGAGUGAGAAGUACAUAAAGAAGAAGAAGAAGAGAGGGAAAAGAUCAUGAUGAUGAUCAUCUAACAAGAGUAAAAAAAGAAACUGAUGAUGAUGGAAUGAGUGAAUCUGAAGUUUCCUCGUUAGUUUCCUUUUAGGUUUCCUUGUCUUCCGUUGAUUCUUCAUGUUGAUCCUCAUCAUGUCCAGAAUUUCAUGAUAAUCAGUAUCUUCAUUUGAUAAACAGAUUCUAUCAUCGAUAUCAAUAAAGAUAAUCAACUCUAAUAAUAUUAUCAAGUUGCUUCCUUGCUCCAUCAUCAUCAAACAGUGUUUGCUUUUUGCUUUGGUAACUUAAUUGUGUUCAUAUUGCAGUUGGAGGAUUGAUUCAAAUUUCCAAUGGAUUCAAAUGGUUCACAUGAUAUUUACGAGGUGAAAGAAAUUGUUGGCAUGAAAAAAGUUUCGGGUGAAUACUUUUAUAAGGUACGAUGGAGAGGUUAUGGACCCGAGAAUGAUACAUGGGAGCCCCAGAGUAAUUUCUUUACCUGUCACGAUGUAAUCGAAGAGUACAAGAGUAAAAUUAAAGGAAAUUCUGUUGGAAAUGGUUGUAAUGUUGUAAAAGAGAACGAAAAUGAAAGUAAAUUGUUAAAAUCGAAAAGUAAUAAGGUAAAUGGUGGAUCUCGUCGUUAUUCAGAUAAACUUAAUUCUUCACAAGGUUCGACUUGUUCCAAGCGAAUUGGAAUUGUAACCAAAUCAAAUUGUGCUCGUUUACUUAAAACCCGCUUAAAAAAGUCGGCUUCAUCUGUUGAUUCGGAUAAAGAUCAGAUCAGAUCUCGUCGUUCGUCAACAAUAUUAUCAUCGUCAACCUCUCACACUGUUAAAAGGUUAACAAUUAAAACGGAAGCAGAUGAUCAAUUUGAUGAUUCGAGUUUGGUUAUCAACAGUAAAUCAACAACAAUUGAAUUGAAAGGAGUUAAUAACAUUGAUGAUAAGAUUACCUCUUGUAAUAAUGUACGAUUAAAAUCUAAUUGUGUAAAUAUCAAUAAGAAAUCAACACAGUUAAAUUGUAAUGAUGAUCAAUCAAAUAAUCCAUCGACCACCAGUUCACCAGUACCUCCAUUUUUAUCACCAUCAUCGUCAUUUGCAUCUUCACCAUCCUCAUCUUCCUCCUCAUCCUCAUCUUCUUCAUCUUCUUCAUCAUCAACCUCAUCAACCUCUUCAUCCACAGAAUCAAUCUGGUCCAAUGUUAAUUACAAUCUAAAUCAACGAUUAGGAAGUGAAGGUAAAACCCCAUUGAUCCGAGCAUCAGAAGCGGGCAAUGUUAAGCUGGUUGAGUUUCUAUUGGAUUCUGGUGCAGCUAAAGAUGUCACUGAUUCCGAAGGGAAUACAGCUUUAAUUCUGGCAAGUCAAAAUGGUCAUCAUGAUGUUGUCCGAUGUCUCCUUCUUUAUGGAGCCAAUUUCUCAAUAAUAAACGACGCUGGUUCGAGUGCAUUACGAACAGCUAAAUUGUUUGGAAACAAUGAAACUCAACAUAUUCUAACUAAACAUGUUUCUCAAAUUACCAUGGCAUUGGAAAAGCAAGUUAUUGACCUUCUUCGAAGUACAGCUCGAAUUAGUCAUGCUCUUUUUCCGAUUCAAUGUCAUUCCUCGAAUGAAAAUGUCCGAUUUCGUUUGUUGUUUAACUUUGAUUCCAUCGAACCAGCUCAACCAGGUGUAAAUUACCUGUUGUUCAUUAGUGAUUCUACUUUCAGUCUUUUUAAGCCAAUCUCAUUGAGAUUUUCCAAAUCAUCAGCCAAUGUCAACGUUUACCUCAAUCGAAAACCUCAAAAAUCUCUAACAGAGAAUGUCAAGUAUGUUUUCUCAUUUACACCGUUACGUCGAGGUGUUAAUGAGCUUCUACUUACUAUUAAGGAAUCAAAAUUGCGAAAGUGUUUCAUCAUAUGUGCCUAUCAAGUUACUCUUCUCAACACUUCAUCUAAAGUGGACAUUGAUUGAAAUGAUUACAUUGAUUUCCAAAUAAAUCUCAUCAUCAACCUCAUAUUAAACAACAAUAAUAUCACAAGCAUGAUCAUCAUUAUCAAUCCAAAAGGAACCAUAUGACCACAAUUCAAGCUCGAAAUCAACAAUAAUAAUAUCAGCUGAGUGUCAACUGAUGGUCACAAAUUGUAGCGUUUAUUUUGUUAGUAGUUGGAGUUGGAAAAGCUAAAAUAUUAGUUCUAAACUCAUUGGUACUGAAAAUGAACACAAAAGAUUUGCUCAUUAAUCGACAUAAGUACAGAUUCACUUUCCAAUGUGAAUUUAAUUUGAUUAAAUCAAUACAAGUUUAACUUUCCAAAAGCUCACAAAUAUUGGAACAAUUUAUCGAUAUUAUCCCAACUUAUCCGAAAUAUACAUUAUCGGAAUUACAGAAGACAUUUUCAAUAUUAUCACAAAGCAAAAUUCUCAAUUCUGGAUAAUCAAAUCAUUUUGUCUUUCUAAUUAUUCGUUGUGAUAAUAAUAAUAUUACAAAAGAAAAUGUUUCGUUCUUAUUGUUUAAGUUGAUCUGUUUUUCUUCAUAUGUUUGUGUUUAUAUUUGGAAUUAAUCAACAACAAACUUGCAAUCAAAAUCGAAAUCGAAAUCCAAGUGAAAUCUUAUCAACCAAAAUCUCUCGAUCUCGAAUCGGACAAUUAACCAAAGGUCCACACGACAAUUAAUCUACAUUACGAUUACAAUUAAAUUGUAUUCUUUUUUCUUACUCUCAAUGUGUUGAUUACAAUUUAUCGUUUUCUUAUUCGAUUAAAUGUUUUUUUCUCUCUCCCAAA